Molecule: messenger RNA, 997 nt
Organism: Colossoma macropomum (tambaqui)
Lineage: Eukaryota; Metazoa; Chordata; Actinopteri; Characiformes; Serrasalmidae
Product: syntaxin-31-like
Exons: 2
Coding region: 274-834 (186 amino acids)
Biological process (GO): regulation of cell population proliferation
Cellular component (GO): nucleus
Molecular function (GO): DNA binding
Source: RefSeq, a predicted model, not a curated record
AAGAGAGAAAUAUGAGGGCCCAACUCUCUGUGUUGCUAUGGGCAACAGAGACCAAGGAUGCUCAGGGAAUGAGAGAUGGGCAGCAUCCCAGGAAAGAAAAAGUGCGGAUCCAAAAACUAAACAGGAGCGACAGCAGCCACAUAUCAGGACCCAAACUACGGUGAGACGGGCAGAAAAGGACGACCAAAGCAGCAUUGGCAUCAUUAGCAUUAGAGUAAUUAGCAUUAGCUUCAUUAGUGUCUUCAGUAUCAUCGGCCUCAUCUCUAAGGCAAGAUGCUGAAACAGCAGCAGGAGGGUGACGGCAUGGACGGAACAUCGGCUGGACCCUCUUCUUCUACAGCCCCACCCCCUUCCUUGACAGCCUCGCCCCCUUCUCCACCUUCAUUCACCUCCUCAUCCUCGCCCCCUAAGCGGCGGUCCAUCUCCAUGGGGGAUUUCCAGCGUCUACCUGCGGCCCAGCCCGGUUCAGAGCCCCCCUCCGGACCAUCCACAGCUCCCUCCUCCAAGCUGGUGACCCCCAGCUCCAGCAUGGAGUUUGAGGCAGCUCGGCGGCGCCUCCUGGAGGUGGAGGAGCGUCGGCUGGUGAUCCGGGAGAUGGAGCAGCGGCUGGAGGAGCUUCGGGAAAUGUUUGUGCGCUCUGAGCGCCAGGCGACCGAGCACGGCGAGCUGCUGAGCCGCAUCACGGCCUCCGUCCAGCAGGGGGAGCUCCGUGUGUCGGAAAACGGACAGAGGCUGAAGAAGGGGCUGCGCUUCAAACGACACCGGCCCGCCAUCGUCUUCACGUCCAUGCUGGGGCUCAGGACCUGCCUGCCGUGGCCCGUCAAACUCAAAUAGCGGUGAACGAAAAGGACGGAGCGAUACGUAACGUUUCAUUACGCUGGUGUCGUAAGAAACAUCGUAUCUCUUCACAGAAGAAGCUUAAUAUAAGUUAAUGUCAAACAUUUUGCUUUUUGAAAUUUCUAAAUCGCUAAAAAUGGAGUUAUCUGACCAUUUUAAU